This is a messenger RNA of Sapajus apella (tufted capuchin), 2820 nucleotides long. It is a transcript of the gene NGEF, whose product is annotated as neuronal guanine nucleotide exchange factor. Lineage: Eukaryota; Metazoa; Chordata; Mammalia; Primates; Cebidae. The record is from RefSeq and is a predicted model, not a curated record. The transcript is spliced from 13 exons. Gene Ontology annotation, biological process: activation of GTPase activity. The coding region runs from base 172 to 2025 and encodes 617 amino acids. Gene Ontology annotation, molecular function: protein binding; guanyl-nucleotide exchange factor activity.
GCGCUCGCCCGCGGGAGCGCUUGGCAGCGGUGGUGGCGGCGGCGGCGGCAGCUCGGGUCGAGCCGCGCGCGUUGCUACCCCGCUCUGCAGCCCGCUUGUCGCCCCCGACCCAGCCCGGGGCCCCGAAGUGGCCCCCGCCCCGGCCCCCGCGCCUGCCCCGCAGCCGGCCCCAUGGAGCUGCUGGCCGCUGCCUUCAGCGCUGCCUGCGCCGUGGACCACGACAGCUCCACCUCGGAGAGCGACGCGCGCGACUCGGCAGCGGGACACCUGCCCGGCAGCGAGUCGUCUUCCACCCCGGGAAAUGGGACCACGCCCGAGGAGUGGCCGGCCCUGGCCGACAGCCCCACCACGCUCACCGAGGCCCUGCGGAUGAUCCACCCCAUUCCCGCCGACUCCUGGAGAAACCUCAUUGAACAAAUAGGGCUCCUGUAUCAGGAAUACCGUGAUAAAUCGACUCUCCAAGAAAUUGAAACCAGGAGGCAACAAGACGCAGAAAUCCAAGACAGUAACGAUGGGUCCCCAGCUGGCGAGGACACCCCAGAGGAGGAGGAAGAAGAGGAGGAGGAGGAACCGGCCAGCCCACCAGAGAGGAAGGCUCUGCCCCAGAUCUGCCUGCUCAGUAACCCCCACUCAAGGUUCAACCUCUGGCAGGAUCUUCCCGAGAUCCGGAGCAGCGGUGUGCUUGAGAUCCUCCAGCCCGAAGAGAUCAAGCUGCAGGAGGCCAUGUUCGAGCUGGUGACUUCCGAGGCAUCCUACUAUAAGAGCCUGAACCUGCUUGUGUCCCACUUCAUGGAGAACGAGCGGAUGAGGAAGAUCCUGCACCCGUCCGAGGCGCACAUCCUCUUCUCCAACGUCCUGGAUGUGCUGGCUGUCAGUGAGCGGUUUCUCCUGGAGCUGGAGCACCGGAUGGAGGAGAACAUCGUCAUCUCCGACGUGUGCGACAUCGUGUACCGUUACGCAGCUGACCACUUCUCCGUCUACAUCACCUACGUCAGCAACCAGACCUACCAGGAGCGGACCUACAAGCAGCUGCUCCAGGAGAAGGCGGCUUUUCGGGAGCUGAUUGCGCAGCUAGAGCUCGACCCCAAGUGCAAGGGGCUGCCCUUCUCCUCCUUCCUCAUCCUGCCUUUCCAGAGGAUCACGCGCCUCAAGCUGCUGGUCCAGAACAUCCUGAAGAGGGUAGAAGAGAGCUCGGAGCGGGAGUGCACUGCCUUGGACGCCCACAAGGAGCUGGAAAUGGUGGUGAAGGCGUGCAACGAGGGUGUCAGGAAAAUGAGCCGCACGGAGCAGAUGAUCAGCAUUCAGAAGAAGAUGGAGUUCAAGAUCAAGUCGGUGCCCAUCAUCUCCCACUCCCGCUGGCUGCUGAAGCAGGGUGAGCUGCAGCAGAUGUCGGGCCCCAAGACCUCCCGGACCCUGCGGACCAAGAAGCUCUUCCACGAAAUUUACCUCUUCCUGUUCAAUGACCUGCUGGUGAUCUGCCGGCAGAUUCCAGGAGACAAGUACCAGGUAUUUGACUCAGCCCCUCGGGGCCUGCUGCGCGUGGAGGAGCUGGAGGACCAGGGCCAGACGCUGGCCAACGUGUUCAUCCUGCGGCUGCUGGAGAACGCAGACGACCGGGAGGCCACCUACAUGCUAAAGGCGACCUCUCAGAGUGAGAUGAAGCGCUGGAUGACCUCACUGGCCCCCAACAGGAGGACCAAGUUUGUUUCAUUCACAUCCCGGCUGCUGGACUGCCCCCAGGUCCAAUGCGUGCACCCGUACAUGGCUCAGCAGCCAGACGAGCUGACGCUGGAGCUCGCGGACAUCCUCAACAUCCUGGACAAGACUGAUGAUGGGUGGAUCUUUGGCGAGCGUCUACAUGACCAGGAGAGAGGCUGGUUCCCCAGCUCCAUGACAGAAGAGAUCUUGAAUCCCAAGAUCCGGUCCCAGAAUCUCAAGGAAUGCUUCCGUGUCCACAAGAUGGAUGACCCUCAGCGCAGUCAGAACAAGGACCGCAGGAAGCUGGGCAGCCGGAAUCGGCAAUGACCCCCGCUCAGGGGGCUGGCGGGAGCAGGGCCUGCAGGCGACCCCGACAGAAGGUGGGGGGCUCUGGGAAGCACAGGCCAGCGCCUCCCCAGGUGGCACGAUCUGGCUUCGGGUGCCCGGGCUUCAUCCCUGCCGACACAGUGAGUGCUCACGUGUCUUGGACCCUUGCUCGAAAACCGGAUAAAGGGUGCCCACGCCUCUCCUGAUGCAUUUGUAAUCAAGAAGGUUUCAGCAGUAUUACGCCACCCUCCUCGUGCCUCUGAGGGGGUAGAAGGGAGUGGGCACACUCCAGGGCCUCCCCAGCCCCUGGCCCCCAGGGUCUGGUAGAGGCUGCCAACCCAGAGUGUCCCUAUGGGAGGCAGGCAGAAGGUGACAAUUGACAUGAUCUCCUGCACGCGUCCUCCUCUACCUUGGAAGCAGUUAGAAUCCACAGGGCACAGGUGGGGCCGCCCUUGCCUGACGGAGCUUGAUGAGCAGCCCUUGGUCUCUGGUUCACAGGACUGAGAGCCCAGCCGCCUCUGUCCACCCCUCCCUGGGCCUCUGCCAGCCUCUGGCUGCACGGUCAGGCCCUGCUCCACACAGGCCUGCCAGAGCUUGGCUGGGGACCCCUCCCGCCUCUGGCUCCCUGAUGGCUGGAUGUAACUUGUGUCUUCUGGUCCCUUAAGGAGCCCAGGUGUUUUAAGGAAUGAAUUGGCCACUGCAUCUUGUAUCGAUUAUGGUUCUGAGAAAAGCAAAUAUCACUUUUGGCUGCAUUAAAAGAAGCAUCAUAUAUAAAAUAAAGGAGAUAAAGGUCUA